AAACCAGUAGAUGAUAUGGUUCCUUCAUCACUUCCACAAAUUAUACGAGAAAAAUGCGAAGAAUUCGUGAUUAGCUUUAUUGAGAGUGAUAUGGACAUUUUACCACAAAAACUUUCGCAUAAUGGGGA
Funneliformis geosporum is the source of this 128-nucleotide messenger RNA. NCBI's taxonomy places the organism in Eukaryota, Fungi, Glomeromycota, Glomeromycetes, Glomerales, Glomeraceae. The record is from the annotation of a GenBank genome assembly.